UGUUAUCAAAACUUAAAAAAUAAACGAGCCGAGAUUCUCGAUUAGAUAGAACUUGUAUUGUAAUGGUCUGUAAUGAUUAUUCAAUGACUUGCAUCUUUUUGUGGUUUAGCGUUUUGUAUUAAGACCCAAGACUUCAUUCCACCAUUUGUGUUAAGUGCGUUUUAUAGAAAAAUGGCUCCCGAACCAAGAAAAGGCGAAAGGAAACCUAAAGAAGUAGACCAUUAUGCUCCAUUAUCUCCACCACCAAUCUUAGACAUCACUGAUGAUGAGUUAGUGACAAUUUCAGUGAGGGAUCUGAAUCGGACCCUCAAAUUAAGAGGCCUUACAAGAGAGGAAAUCGUUAAAAUGAAACAAAGAAGGCGAACACUCAAGAACAGAGGGUACGCCGCCUCAUGUAGGAUAAAACGCAUAGAGCAAAAAGACGAGUUAGAAGUAGAAAAAACACAGGAAUGGAGGGAUAUGGAACUAAUGCAAGAAGAAUUGGUCAAGAUGAAAGAAGAAAUGACAGGGAUACGAGGCAGAUAUGAGGCUUUGAAAAGAUUUGCGGCUACCAAUGAUAUUCACAUUCCACCUGAGCUGCAGCAUAUAUGAUAUUUUUAAAUUAUUUUAUUUAUAUGUAUAGGUUUAAGUGAAUUAUUUUUAAGAGUGUAAAAGUAUUGUAUAUAUAAAUUUAGAAAAAAAUGCAUUAAAUCAG
Molecule: messenger RNA, 694 nt
Organism: Anthonomus grandis grandis
Lineage: Eukaryota; Metazoa; Arthropoda; Insecta; Coleoptera; Curculionidae
Gene: maf-S
Product: transcription factor MafG
Exons: 3
Coding region: 172-591 (139 amino acids)
Biological process (GO): regulation of transcription by RNA polymerase II
Cellular component (GO): nucleus
Molecular function (GO): DNA-binding transcription factor activity, RNA polymerase II-specific; RNA polymerase II cis-regulatory region sequence-specific DNA binding
Source: RefSeq, a predicted model, not a curated record